AUGGUCGUGUUUUCGUGGGCGUUAAUUCCGUGUGCGAUCGUGGUGGCCGGUAUCGCCGCGAUCCGGUGGUUUUUGCGACGCCGGCAAACGUUCUGGCUGCGCCAUGGUAUACCGGCAGCCCGGAAACCGCAUCUGCUGUACGGUAACGUGGCCGGGCUGGCGGCAAAGCAGCACACCGUCACCAUCCUGCAGACGCUGUACCGGGAGUUUCGCGACCGUCAGUUGCCGGCCGGUGGUUUCAAUCUGUACUUUUCGCCCAUGCUUCUGCUCAUCGAUCGCGCCUUGAUCGAGCGCGUGCUGGUGAAAGAUUUCGCCCAGUUUCGAGACCGCGGUCUGUACGCGUGCGAGAAGGCGAAUCCGUUGAGCAGCGAAACGCUGUUCUCGCUGGCUGGUGAGCGGUGGCACCGAAUGCGGCAACAGCUGGGCCCUGCGUUCGGGGCGGGCAGCGUGCGUACCAUGUUUCCCACGGCGGCCCGCAUCGCCCAGACGCUGGUGGUGUACAUCGGUGCGCAAAGCAAACGGCGCGACCUCGAGUGGACGGAUCUGAUGGCGCGCUACACGACGGACGUGAUCGGUAGCUGUGCGUUCGGUAUCGAUUGCCGCACGAUACGCGACCCGGGGACGGAGUUUCGCGCGAUGGGCUAUCGGGCGUUCCGCUGCAGCCUGCGGCGGAUGUGGAAGCUGCGGUUCGGGUACGCUUUCCGGCGGAUGGCCGAUGCGUUGCGGCUGUGCGUGAUCGAACCGGGCGUGGAACCGUUCUUCCUGCAGCUGUGCCGGUCGACGGUGCUGCACCGGGAGAGCUACCGGCUGGUGAAGCGCGACUUUCUGCAGCUGCUGCUGGAGAUGAAGGCAACGGGGCGGCUCGACAUGACGCAGCUCGCCGGGCAGUGCUAUUCGUUCUUCAUAGCCGGGUUUGAAACGUCCGCGAGCUUGAUGUGCUUCUGUCUGUACGAGCUCGCCAAGAACGGGACCGUGCAGGAGCGGUUGCGCACCGCAAUCGUGGCAGCCCUCGAUGAAACCGAUGGUCAACUGAGCUACGACAUGGUGAUGUCACUGGGCUAUCUCGAUCAGGUGGUGAAUGAAACGCUGCGCAUGUAUCCACCGGUUGACUUCCUGUUUCGCGUUGCGAGCACCGACUAUCCGAUAGAGCACCUCGGGACCAUCCCGCGUGGGACUAUGGUGGUGGUGCCCGUGCAUGCGCUACAUCACGAUCCGGAGUAUUACCCCGAGCCGGAGGUGUACGACCCGGAACGGUUUGCCAGUGCGUCGAAGUCGCGCAACGUGCGGGAUGGUGCUCCGUUCAUGCCGUUCGGGUUGGGACCGAGACACUGCAUUGGGGCCACCUUUGGUCUAAUGCUCGUGAAGGUUGGUUUGGUGGCGAUGUUGCGCUCGUUUCGCUUUUCGCUGAAUGUGGAUCGCACACCGGAGCAUGUUAGCUUUAAGCCGCGUUCGCUCGUGCUAGCACCAAGCAGUGGGUUGUACUUGAACGUGGAGCGGGUUUAA
This is a messenger RNA of Anopheles moucheti, 1503 nucleotides long. Its product is annotated as cytochrome P450 6a2-like. Gene Ontology annotation, molecular function: heme binding; iron ion binding; monooxygenase activity. The transcript has 2 exons. Bases 1 to 1503 code for a protein of 500 amino acids. Lineage: Eukaryota; Metazoa; Arthropoda; Insecta; Diptera; Culicidae. The record is from RefSeq and is a predicted model, not a curated record.